CAUGUUGCAGCCUAUAUUAUAACAACCAAUUAAAGUCAACUAUUUUCUGUGGUGUGAGCUCAUUUGCUGAAUUCAACAAUUGUGAGCAAAUGGAACUGUGGCAGGAAAUGGCCGCUGACCAAAGGUUUGGUCUUGCCUAAUUCAGACCUAUUGUUGUUUGCACUUUGUGUCAGCUGGCUUGUAGAUCCACAGGGAGAUUUGUUUCAAUGCUACGGGAUCCCUGUAUGACAGAGAAACCUUCUUCAUGUUUUUGACAGUGAAAAAUGGACAAAGAAUCUGGACUGAUUCUGUUCCUGGUGCUGCUUCUCUGUCACAAAGGCAACACACAGUCACACAACUCUUGUCCAGACACUUGCCAGUGUUUUACUUCAGUCCAAAUACUGUGUGCUGAUGAACGGAUGUCAUCUUUACCCAUGAACACAUCCAGACAGGUCAAGGACUUUAUUUUAAUUAAAUCAGCCGUGGCGUACCUGUUCCCCCGCACUUUAGAGGGGAGCCCUCAACUGGCCAAGCUUAUCUUUCUAAAUAAUGCACUGCGAAGUGUUAAUUCUCAGGCUUUUGAGCAUCUGACUGAGCUGCAGGAGUUGGAAAUCAGUGGGAACCCCUGGCUGGAACAUUUAUAUUUGGGGACUUUUUCAAAGCAGGAAAACUUAACUAAACUGCUGCUUAACUUCAACAGUUUUAAGACUGUACUUCCUGGCAUGUUUGACUCUCUCAAACAUCUUGAGACACUACAGAUGAAGGGCAACGUCAUAUCAGAUCUGCCCCCAUUUCUUCUGCUGAAUCUCCACAAUCUACGUGUCUUGGAUUUGUCCCAAAAUAAGCUUGAAGACGUAAAAAGAGAAACCUUUUCUGGUCCGACAAGACUGGAGAUCCUGAAAAUGAACAACAACCUCAUCCGCAAUCUUACAUCUGACACGUUCCACAAUAUUUCUCAGCUCAUAGAGCUUCACUUGGAGGGUAAUAAGAUAUCAAAACUCCUUGACAAUACCUUCUUUGUGUUACCCGAACUAAAGGUGCUGAACCUCCGUGGAAACCUUCUCACAACCUUCAGCGAUAAAGUGUUUGGAUUUGAAGCCUCAAAUUUGAAGGAGCUGAACCUAAAGGGCAACAGAUUGACUGAGCUGUCCUCUCUAAGCAGUUUGACGUCUCUCACUGACCUAAUCUUGUGCUCUAACCAGCUCUCUGACCUUCCCGAGGACCUUUUAAGAAAUGUUACAGCCUUGGAGAAUGUGGACCUGUCUGAAAACCAGCUCACGCUGCUGCCCACAAUGAUCUUUAAUGAUCUAUUCAGAAUCAAGGCCGUCCACCUACAUAAGAACAACCUGAGCAAGGUGGAUGCCAAACUGUUUGAGGACCAGGUGCUCAUUCAGCAGCUCUACCUGUCUGACAACCAGCUGGAAACUCUCCCAUUGGGCUUUUUGGACCCUUUUGUCCUCCAGCACACAGUCAGACUGCACGGGAACCCCUGGACGUGUGACUGCCACAUGUGGUACCUGCAUGACUGGGUGUUGAGAAACAGCAGAGACAUAGAGAUGGUUGACAGGAUGCUCUGCGCAAGUCCUAGCUUUUUGAGAAGACGGCCAAUUGUCUCCAUUGACAAGGACCAGCUGGUGUGUCAGGUUUCUAAAGAUGACAUGCCUGAUCUCAGCAGCUGCAGCCUACAAUUGUCAAAUGACACUGUGAUCAUCAAUUGUAAAGUGGAUAAAUGCUCUCCAUUCACUGUGAAGGUACGGUUUCAGGAGGAUGACGGCAACGUCAAGGAGCAUGUUUUAAAAAAUGAGCCUCAACGUUGCAAUGAGACAAUGAUCGUGAUCCCCGAUCAGUAGUUUUUUUCUCUUAAUCAGACUUUGUUCUCUGUGCAAAUACGUUCUCUACAUUUGGUCUUUCUUCAUGCAAAGAGAGUCAUAUUAUAGGUUCUGACUGUCAAAGCCAAUACUGUAAACAAAUCUCCAACUGGGCUGCUGAUAACAAGCAAACAUGCAUGCUUCUGAAUGAUAAGAGGGGUGGAUGAACCCUUUUUUUUGUAAAGUUCAAAGUUCACCCCACUACUUUUUAAGAUCACUGCUAAAAGGAUCAGUGAGUGGCAUGUUAAUUAUCUCUUUACAUGUUGGAUCUCCAGUAGAUGCUUCUGGCUCAUUUGUUUCUGUACACUGGCAUUGUCAAACUGAACAAUCAUCAGGACAACAAUUUAGAGUACUUAGAAAUGUUUGAAUAUGUCCUUCAUAGGCAUAUCAUGUUUUUUUGCAGUUUUAAAGAAGUCUUGCAGCAGCUGCUGGUCUAAAAUGUCAAUAAAGUAUGUUAUUUGCUUCUUCAAAUGAUUAGUUUAAUUAAAACAUUCCCAAUCCUUUAAAAGGCAGGAAACCUAGUCUGUUUGGCAGCGAUGGAGAAAGUAUUCUGCUCUUUCACUUAAAGGGACAGUUCACCACAAAAUCAAAAAUACAUAUUUUCCCUCUUAACUCUAGUUCUACAGUAUUGAUAAGUCUAGAUUGUUUAUGUGUAAGUUGCCCAGUGUUGGAGAUAUCGGCCAUAGAGAUAUCUGUCUUCUCUCCAAUCUAACAGAACUAGAUAGCACUCGGCUUGUGGUGCUCAACGCACCGAAA
Molecule: messenger RNA, 2603 nt
Organism: Etheostoma cragini (Arkansas darter)
Lineage: Eukaryota; Metazoa; Chordata; Actinopteri; Perciformes; Percidae
Product: carboxypeptidase N subunit 2
Exons: 2
Coding region: 264-1829 (521 amino acids)
Cellular component (GO): plasma membrane
Molecular function (GO): protein binding
Source: RefSeq, a predicted model, not a curated record